This is a messenger RNA of Elaeis guineensis (African oil palm), 1258 nucleotides long. RefSeq lists its product as uncharacterized. Lineage: Eukaryota; Viridiplantae; Streptophyta; Magnoliopsida; Arecales; Arecaceae. The record is from RefSeq and is a predicted model, not a curated record.
CAGACGCGACGCGUUAUUCUAGAAGCCUCGCUAGAAGCUCCAUGCCUUUCGCUUGAAGUAAUUAAUCUCUUUAAGUAUGUAUUAAAAGGUUAUGUUCCAGCCCACGAAUCUGCUCAGAGAUUGCCAGCCUCAGAGACUACAAGCUGCCCAGCCCUCUCAGGUAGUUGUUUUCGGAUAACGUCCAUCACCUGUGAUCCCUGACCAAAAGGAGACAAAAGCACACGUUUACCGGACAACAUGAUCUACGGUGAGAUAAUUCACUCCAGCCACCCUGAUCACAAGCUCAUCCUAGAACACAGAGACACACCCUACAACUGUGAUGGGUGCAAGGAACUGGGAUUUGGAUCCCGGUAUACAUGCGAGGAGUCCUGCAACUUCCAUCUCCACAAGGAUUGCGCCUCCCCUGAGGCCACCAUCACCCAUCCUUUCUUCCCAGGAUGUCUCUUCCAUUUCCACGCAAUAGGUAAGCCAGAUCGAUUUUGUGAUGCAUGCGGCCGGGACAUCAAAGGCUACGUCUACCAUUGCUUCCGCAAAGGAUGGGACUUGCACCCCAGCUGCGCACUCCUCCCGCGUAUCAUCGAGGAUGGUGAGAUGAAGCUGGUUCUCCGCCGAGAGGUGACUUCCAAGUGCUACCGGUGUGGGAAGAAGGAGUUGAGGAAGGGUGCCAAAAGCUGGUCCUAUGUGUCAACAUGCAAGGAAUGUCACCUUCAUGUGGCCUGUGUGAAGGAGAUUCUGCUCGAGAAUUGGGAAAAGAAGCGCCCCCGCGAUGGCAAGUUCGAGUGCAGAGCUGAGACAGAGAACAGUCUUGCAUUAGAAAGCAGAGACUCGAAGCUUCAGAUUGUUCUCCAAAAGAAAGAAAGCAAGCCCGGGAAGCUUGCAAAGUUUACGAAGAUGCUGAAGAUUGCGAUCACUUUAAUCAUGGCUGCGGUAGUCGGAGAUCCCACUGCUCUGGUUGCCACUCUUAUCGCAUCCCUUAUCAACCAUUGACAACUUGCCAAGAAAGAGUUUGUGGUAUCGUAGAAGAUGUCAGAGAAGUUCGCAGUCGCAAAGGCUUUUUGAUUCGUUAUUGGUUUAUUCCUUUUGAUGCUUCCUCUGUUUAUCUAUUUCUAUUUGUGUAUUGUUAUUUUUGUUUCAUGCUACGGUGGACACGCUCUUUGUUAUGUACAUUAAUAUGGACUGUAAUUCUAUAAAGACGGGUCAUGCGAUCCUUUCUAUUGUUCAUCACAACAAAAGUAAUACCAGAGUUCAAAAGAAGAAA